GCAAGAGCGAGAGAGAGAGAGACGACUAUAAGGAGAUAUGGAGGAAAUAAGGCAACAGCCCAUGACAGCGAUGACACGAAAAUGAAGAGCGUAACACGCUGAGACGAGCAGAAAGAGAGGCAAUAAAGGUGGAUUUAUUUUCUACGGACAAGAAAACAAGAUAACAACCAACCCAGAUAAACCACUUAGGAUCAGGGAUAAAACAGACCCCUGACAGUGAAGAGAUAGAGAGAGCGAGGGAGCGUGCUCAAGAGAUAGAGAGAGAGAGAGAGAGAGAGAGAGAGAGAGGGAGAGAGAGAGAGAGAGAGGGGAAGCGAAUACAGCAGAGGUAAAUUAAUCAGUUCAGUUGUUUAUGUCCGUGCUGUACGUACGCACUUGCUGUGGCUGAGCGUGUGUGUGUGCGCGCUGCGUGUCGGAGGAGAGACUGCUGUGCCGCUCACUGGGAGCAGAGGACGAGCUAAGCGCAGCAGAAUCUCCAUCCCUCCAUCUCUCCUGGGCAGCCUGCAGAGCGGCAGGGCCAUGCUGGCAGAGCAGAGGGGGAAGCAGCUGUGCACUCAGACACCCAGCUUGAUGGAGCGCUGAGGCUGGGGAAGCCGACAGCCUGUCUGGUCCACCAACGCCGGGAACCAGGGUUCCUCUGUGGAACCUUCUGGUCUUCCCCAGCCCAGGGGGAACGACGAGGCCCACAGCACCGGAGAGGAGGGGGUUCCGGCAGGCGGGUGCACCCGGGGGAGAGCCUCCUGUCUGGAUCCACGGGGAGGAGGAGGAGGAGGAGGAGGGGGAGCUGAACCUGAAGUCUAGAGGAGGUGGGGGGUCUGCUUGUUGCUGUGUGAGUUGACAGAGAGGACCCAUGGCGCAGGGUAGUGUGCUGGUGCUGCUGGCUGGCUGCGGAGGCCGGGGACAGUGGGACUGCUAACCUGCUCCAACACACGGAGAGGAUGGUCUGAGGAGACUGCCUCUGGCCCUGUCUGGCCUCUCUCAAGACUCUGGACUAUCUUGGGGAGGCUACUUAACUUGUUACCCCUUCCCCCCCCCCCCUCCCUUUUUAUUUAUUUUCUUUCAGUUUUUUGGGGUUGUUGUUGUCGCCGCAGAGUAGGGGAAGACUUGUUUUGUUUUGGGGGUAACCUCUUCUCCAGUGCCCCCCUCCCUUCACACCAUCCCUCCUCCGUCCUCCCCAUCAGGCCUCCGCUCCAGCCCCUCAGAGCUGCCUCCAUCACUCCCUCCACGCUGUUUCUCCAUCCUUUUCCUUUCCUUUUUUCUUUUUUCUUUUCGAGGUUUGGGGGAUUUGCCAAAACCUAUUUCAUGCAUGUCCACUGGGGGCAGGUUCAACUUUGAUGAUGGGGGGUCAUACUGCGGAGGGUGGGAGGAGGGCAAGGCCCAUGGACACGGGAUCUGUACCGGGCCCAAGGGCCAGGGAGAGUACUCUGGAUCCUGGAGCCACGGCUUCGAGGUGGUGGGCAUCUACACCUGGCCCAGCGGCAACACCUACCAGGGUACCUGGGCCCAGGGCAAGAGGCACGGCGUGGGGGUGGAAAACAAGGGCAAGUGGGUGUACAAGGGGGAGUGGACACACGGCUUCAAGGGUCGAUACGGCCUCCGAGAGAGCACGGGCACCAGCGGGAAGUAUGAGGGGACCUGGAACAACGGCCUGCAGGACGGAUAUGGCACAGAGACCUACUCUGAUGGAGGUACAUACCAGGGCCAGUGGGUGGGCGGGAUGCGUCAUGGAUACGGCAUACGUCAGAGUGUUCCGUACGGCAUGGCGGCUGUCAUCCGCUCGCCUCUGCGCACCUCCAUAAACUCCCUGCGCUCCGAGCACAGCAACGGCUCCGCCCUGCUGGCCGACCGCGGGGGCGUGGCCUCCGGGACGGGGGGGGGCGGGGUCACGGUGGUGGGAAGCCCCGCCGUGUCGCGCGGCGGCUUCGUCCUGACGGCCCACAGCGAGGCGGAGCUCCUGAAGGGCAAGAAGAAGGGCCUGUUCCGUCGCUCGCUCCUCGUCAGCCUCAAGCUCCGCAAGUCAGAGUCCAAAUCCUCCCUGGCGUCCCAGCGCUCCAAGCAGAGCUCGUUCCGCAGCGAGGCGGGGAUGAGCACCGUCAGCUCCGCCGCCUCGGACAUCAACUCCACCAUCAGCCUGGGGGAGGGCGAGGCCGAGCUGGCCGGUGCCGAGGACGACGUGGACGCCACGGCGACGGAAACGUACGCGGGGGAGUGGAAGAACGACAAGCGGAGCGGCUUCGGGGUGAGCCGGCGGUCCGACGGGCUGCAGUACGCGGGGGAGUGGCUGGGGAACAAACGCCACGGUUACGGAUGCACCACGUUCCCCGACGGCACCAAGGAGGAGGGGAAGUACAAGCAGAACAUUCUGGUGAGCGGCAAGAAGAAAAACCUCAUCCCGCUCCGAGCCAGCAAGAUCAGGGAGAAGGUAGACCGCUGUGUGGAGGCUGCCGAGAAGGCUGCUGACAUCUCCAAGCAGAAGGAAGAGAUCGCCCUGUCCAGGACGGCUCACGCCGGGGGCAAGGCGGACGCAGCGAUGGCAGCGUCAGAGAAGUCCCAGGAAGAGUGUCGCCUCGCCAGGCUCACCGCCAAGGAGUUCUCUCCGUCCUUCCAGCACCGUGGAAACGGAGUGGAGAGCCAGCGGCCCAGGCAGCAGGCGUCCAGUGAGAACGACAUGGAGCAGUUCUCCAGCGGCACGGCAGACAGUCCAGACCUCUAUAUGAAGGGCUCCCUACCGCCUAGCCGAACCCCCAGCCUCAGCCCCCCGCCGCCCCCCUCCCAGCGCACCAAGAGCUCCCGCUUCCUGCGCCAGACCGCCGUGGAUGACGACCGGGGGGGAGGAGGAGGAGGAGGGGGGGGAGGGAAGGAGGUGCAGGUGCAGAUGGAGGGGGGCCGAGGGGGUGCCCAGGGGGAGUACCUGAGGGCCAACAGCUGCAGCUCCGUGUCCCGCGGGGGCAGCCGCUCCACCACCCCCUCCGUCCAGGACGACGGGCGGGGGAGGGCCGCCAACGGACAGAAGCACGCCUCCUCCAAUCACAAGUCACGGGAGCACGGCUCGUCCAAUCACAAAGCCCUCCGGGACAGGUGGACGGAGUGCCCGUCUGGGCGCGUGCAGAGAAGAGGGGAGGGCGGGGCCAGACUCAUGGAGCAGGAUGAGGAGAAGCUGAGUAACUAUGAGAUGGAGAUGAGGCCCCUGCAGCCCAUGGACUCCACUACCCACAAGCCCCAUGGCCAGGGGGAGGAGCGGCCUGGUCACGCUCCCGGGCAUGCCAGGGGAGGGGGCCAGUCGCACACGCUGCAGAGACAGAGACAUAAGAACCGCGAGCACAGGGAGGGGAGGGAGGGGAGGGAGGGGAGGGAGGGCUCAGAGCCCCGUCCCUCCUCCUCCUCGUCGGCAGGGCUGAAGGUGGACGGGGGUCGGAGGGGGGAGAAGUUGGACAAUCACCCCAUGCAGAGGGAUCUCACUCUCUCUCCCCCACAGAAAUCCUCACCCAUUGCACUAGAACACCACGACAAGAGUCGGACGCAACUCAAAGCCAGCUCGGGCGCCAGCUCAAUUCUGGUCGUCAUGGUGAUUUUGCUCAACAUUGGAGUCGCUAUUUUGUUCAUCCACUUUUUUAUUUAAAGAUUAUUGAUUAUUGAUUCAGAUUAUCUAUGCUAUCAUUGCUGAGUAUUAUUAUGUUUAUUAUACAGCUGUUAACCAUGUUUGUGUAAAGAGAGGCUGGAUGAUGACUUGGAUGAUGUGAGUACUGUUUACCAGUACAACCUGCAACAGUCAGUUGUCUGCAGUCUGAACUCUCUCAGUUCACCUGUUUUCCAUUUUAAAAUAAUAGUUUAUUUAAAAAGGAGACUUGUGUGACUUAUAAUUUAACUUGAAAUUCAAAACAUUUUUUCCCCCCUGUAUGAUCAUUUAAUUGUUUUAAUAGUUUUACUCGUUUUAAUAGCUAAUUCCGUUCUUUUUUAAUUCCUUACUUGCCUUUUCUCUGUGUGAUGAUAUUGCUGACGAUUGGGUAGCGAGGAAAGUCAGGUGACUGUGAUCACAUGAUCCGGGGAUCACAUGACUGUUAUCACAUGACUGUGUUUGACAGAAACCCCGACCGCCCAGACACCUGCACUGAUCUGAGAGGACAGGUGUAAGAAAGAUGGCAUCCGUCACAGCCAGCCAAUCAGAGGUGUAGGUCUUGUCUACAUCCUGGAGAAGACGCUUACCCAGGAGACAGAGCAGAGCAGGGCGACCAGGACAGGGUCACAGAGGGGAGCGCAGGUCAAAGGUCAAAGGUGAAGUAGCCUGCAGAAAGCCUCUGGGGAAGGGGAUGCUAGUAUGUCAGGUCAUGUGACUAUGAUUGGAACCAGAGAAGUGAAACAGCCCCCCCCCCCACCUCCCCACACUCUUCAGGUCAUGUGACUAUGAUUGGAACCAGAGAAGUGAAACAGCCCCCCCCCACCUCCCCACACUCUUCUGCUUCCUGGACACACCCCUCUCAGUGACAUCACUUAUACUAUGGUAUGGCAUGUGGU
Molecule: messenger RNA, 4512 nt
Organism: Osmerus eperlanus (European smelt)
Lineage: Eukaryota; Metazoa; Chordata; Actinopteri; Osmeriformes; Osmeridae
Gene: jph3b
Product: junctophilin 3b
Exons: 6
Coding region: 1307-3619 (770 amino acids)
Biological process (GO): regulation of synaptic plasticity
Cellular component (GO): endoplasmic reticulum membrane; plasma membrane; junctional membrane complex
Source: RefSeq, a predicted model, not a curated record